Trichoderma virens Gv29-8 is the source of this 1266-nucleotide messenger RNA. RefSeq lists its product as uncharacterized. The annotation marks the transcript as partial. Gene Ontology annotation, cellular component: nucleus. The record is from RefSeq and is a predicted model, not a curated record. Gene Ontology annotation, molecular function: DNA-binding transcription factor activity, RNA polymerase II-specific; zinc ion binding; RNA polymerase II cis-regulatory region sequence-specific DNA binding. Gene Ontology annotation, biological process: positive regulation of transcription from RNA polymerase II promoter by galactose; DNA-templated transcription. Lineage: Eukaryota; Fungi; Ascomycota; Sordariomycetes; Hypocreales; Hypocreaceae. The transcript is spliced from 4 exons.
AUGCUGCCCAGCAGAGAUUUAUCGAAUUUCUUGGCUGAGUCUUAUUUUGUUAAUACCAAUGCUCUGAUAGAACUGUUUGAUCGAGCAACUUUUUAUCAAUAUUUAGACGCAUGUUAUUCGACCUCGUUAGAGGCUAAUUCGUCGACACUAUGUUUGGUUUAUUUGACUUUGGCAAUUGGUUUUGUUGUUGCAACGCCGGCCCCGAACAGCCCUGAGGAGCUGAUGAUGAAGAGUUUCCCAGAAAGGCCCGAAGACCGAGCAGAAGCCCUUUUCCGGGCUGCCAAGUGUCUAAGUGAUCCUCUUAACGUGGCUGAACAUGCAGAUUUAUGGAUGAUUCAAGCCUGGACGUUGAUGGCUUUUUACACGUUGAUUGUAUCGAAGCGCAACGCGGCAUACGCAUAUUGCGGAAUGGCCGUUCGCUCUGCGUAUUCCCUGGGUUUGCAUCGCAUCAAGGACACAAUGAUAGAGUUUAACAAUGAAACCGCAAGGCGGAACCUCUGGAGAAGCCUGUUUGUUCUGGACAGGUUUCUUGCUACGGUUCUCGGGCGUCCUGCUGCUAUAUGCGAAGAAGACUGCUCGAGUGAUGCAUUGGAUUUGCCGGCAGAUCUGUCGCUUGAUGCAUCCCAGCAAGAAGAAGUUAUUAGGACUGUUAACCUUGACGCGUCUGUGCGAAUCUCCAAGUCAAUCGGCACAGUGCUAAAGAAGGUGUAUUCGGAACGAAAGGUUUCAACCAAGUUAGCUCAGGAGAUUGUCGAUGACUGCCAGCUGUGGGCUUUUCAUGGCCAUCCGUCCUUGGCAGCGCACGAUCUCCUUCACGGCAAGGUACCGUUGGAAAUGGGGAUCCCCAUCUUACAUGUCCAGUUGCUUCAUUACCAUUCCAUCCUGCUCCUAAGCAGGCCAUUUUUCAUUGAUCUUUUAGUGAAGACGCGGCCAGCGACCUCUAAUGAUAUGGAGCCUUUCCAUCGAACUUUUACGAGAUCGGAGAAGUUUUCUCAAGCUUGCGUGGCGGCGUCGACUCAUUCAGUGACGCUCAUUCAAGCGGCAUUUGAAGCAAAGUAUUUGCCCCGACGCAACCCGUUUAUCUUAUAUUUCCUUUUUGCGGCAGCCCUGAUUAUCUUGAGUAAUGAGUUUGCUGGUUUAUACCCGAACGAGCAUUACGCCGAGUAUAUGAGGAGCGCGAUCAAUAUUAUGGACUACUGCGCUGUCGAAGACGUUCAGGCUCGGCGAAUGCUUUACACUUUGAAGUCAUUCAUGGCAGACGUGGAG